AUGACAUUAUCCAAGCAGGUUCUGUCCAAGGGCUGGACCUUCAAGGACCGAGACGAUGAGCUCCCAGAUGCAUGGAUGCCGGUGCCAUCAGUGCCUUCAACGGUGCAGCAGGAUCUCAUUGCAAACAAUAGGCUCGAAGACCCUUACAUAGGCUUCAACGAGCUCAAAGCACGAUGGGUCAAUGAAAAGGCCUGGGUAUACCGACAUGUAUUCCAGCGCCCCGAACUCCCCGUCGGUGCAACCGCAGCCCUGGUAUUCGACGGACUGGAUACCUUUGCUAAAGUGAAGCUUAACGGCAACACAAUCCUUCAGUCUAGCAACAUGUUCCUAGGCCAUCGUGUGGACAUCACCGAGGCUCUGAACUUAUCUGAGCAAACAAAUGUGCUGGAAAUCGAAUUUGACUGCGCCCAGCUCAAGGCAGUUGAGCUGCGGAGCAAAGACCCAAACCACAAAUGGCACGGCUUCAACGGCGAUAUGGCGCGGUUGGCUGUGCGCAAGGCACAGUAUCACUGGGGCUGGGAUUGGGGCCCCGUUAUCAUGACAGCUGGUAUCUGGCGCGAAGUGCGGUUGGAAAUCUACUCGGCGCGAGUAGAAGACUUGUGGCCACAAACGUGUCUUGCAUCGAGCCAUGAGACGGCGAGUGUCACGGCAACUGCAAAGAUUGAUGCUUCUGAUACAGAAGACUGGGUUGCUCGUUUCUCUUUGACUCUGAGCGGACGUGAGAUUGCAUGUCAGGAUGUUGCCGUGUGCGCUGAUCAAACUGCCCGAGCUACUUUUGAGGUCAACAAGCCCGAAUUGUGGUGGCCGCAUGGAUACGGCGCUCAGACUUUGUAUGAGGUGUCCGUGUCUCUUUUGUGCUGUGGGAAGGAGGCACACAGUUUAUCGAAAAAAUUCGGUAUUCGGUCUGCCGAGGUUGUUCAGCAGCCGGACAAACAUGGCAAGUCGUUCUAUUUCCGAGUGAACGGGGUUGAUAUCUUCUGUGGAGGGUCCUGCUGGAUUCCUGCCGAUAGUCUGCUGCCCAGCAUCAGUGCGGAGCGAUAUCGAAAUUGGAUUCGGCUGAUGGUAGCGGGCGGCCAAGUGAUGGUCAGAGUAUGGGGCGGCGGAAUCUAUGAAGAUGAUACUUUCUAUGAUGCUUGCGAUGAGCUCGGCCUGUUGGUCUGGCAGGACUUCAUGUUCGGUUGCGGUAACUACCCAACUUGGCCUGAGUUACUGGAUUCUGUGCGUCAGGAAACGAUCUUCAACGUCCAGCGAUUGCGACACCAUCCUUCCAUUGUCAUCUACGUCGGCAACAAUGAAGAUUAUCAGGUCCAGGAACAGGCGGGGCUUACUUACGACUUUGAGGACAAGGACCCUGAAAGCUGGCUAAAGACUGACUUCCCGGCACGUUAUAUCUACGAGAAACUGUUGCCUGAUGUUGUGGCCGAGUACUCUCCGAGUACUUUCUACCACCCAGGAAGCCCGUGGGGAGACGGAAAGGUCACAUCCGAUCCUACUGUGGGUGAUAUACACCAAUGGAAUGUUUGGCACGGCUCCCAGGAGAAAUAUCAAAUUUUCGACACCCUAGGAGGCCGAUUCAACAGCGAGUUCGGAAUGGAAGCCUUCCCCCAUAUGUCGACGAUCGAGUACUUUGUGGAGAAUGAGGCAGACAAACAUCCACAAUCACAAGUACUGGACUUCCACAACAAGGCCGAUGGCCAUGAGAGACGGUUGGCCACGUACUUGGUGGAAAACCUACGCAUGGCUACAGAUCUAGAGACAUACAUUUACCUCACGCAGGUAGUCCAAGCGGAGACGAUGAUGUUCGGCUAUCGCGGCUGGCGCCGGCAAUGGGGCGACGAUCGAAAGUGUGGUGGAGCCCUCCUCUGGCAGAUAAAUGACUGCUGGCCGACGAUUUCCUGGGCAAUUGUCGACUACUUCCUGCGGCCAAAGCCUGCGUAUUACACAGUCAAGCGGGUAAUGCAGCCACUCGCAAUUGGUGUGCGACGAGAGCACUCUGACUGGAGUGCCGUACAUGCGACACCUCCGACGCAGAGUCGCUGGGAGAUGUGGGUUGCGAGCAAUCGGCAAGAAGUGGUACAUGGAACUGUGGAGCUUCGAUUUCUAUCGGUGGUGACUGGUAGGGAUUUACGCGCGCCAGCGGUCUUCUCGAAUGUGGCUAUUGUGGCCAAUGGUACUACAGAGAUCACAAAGGGCGUUAUUGAUCAUGUGGUGCAGCCUGAGCCGCAUGUUUUGGCUGCGCGACUUUGGAUCGAUGGUCAGAUUGUGGCUAGGGAUGUUGACUGGCCGCAGCCGUUCAAAUACUUGGAUUUUGCUGAUCGUGGGCUAGAGGUGAGGCAGCAGCCAGGGAGCGUCGCUGGACAACAUAUCUUGCUCAUCAGCUCACGCAAACCUGUUAAAUGUCUUGUCUUUGAGGAGAGGGAGAAUGUGCGGGUCAGCGAUAGCGCUAUGGACAUUGUUCCGGGUGAUGAGCAGGUGGUGACGGUGACAGGGCUGGAUGAUAGUGACUCACCACUGGGAUAUCGUUAUCUGGGUCAGGAGUAG
Molecule: messenger RNA, 2541 nt
Organism: Penicillium bovifimosum
Lineage: Eukaryota; Fungi; Ascomycota; Eurotiomycetes; Eurotiales; Aspergillaceae
Product: glycoside hydrolase family 2 protein
Exons: 5
Coding region: 1-2541 (846 amino acids)
Biological process (GO): carbohydrate metabolic process; glycoprotein catabolic process
Molecular function (GO): beta-mannosidase activity
Source: RefSeq, a predicted model, not a curated record